This is a messenger RNA of Prorocentrum cordatum, 313 nucleotides long. NCBI's taxonomy places the organism in Eukaryota, Dinophyceae, Prorocentrales, Prorocentraceae. The record is from the annotation of a GenBank genome assembly.
GUUCGACGAGGUUGGUGGGGCUCCGCAGGGAGAGUGGCACUUUCAGGCGGGCCCCUUGACAGAGCACCAGAUGAUGGCCGUCGCGCGUGCGGCGAUCCCGGUGGCGGUGGAAACUUUGGACCGCAUGCUCCGCGUGGGCCCUGGCCAGCCUCCAUGCAUCGGAGCCUGCUUGCGGGCCUUGGGCGCGCGGCUGGUGCAGCGGUGCGGCGGUGUUGAGCAGGGGCGCGAGCCAUCUGCGCCGCCUGGCCCCGCGACUCGGUGCGACCCAUCUCUGCGCCUCCGCGGCGGCGGUGAGAAAACGCCAGAUGGCCCG